Molecule: messenger RNA, 2134 nt
Organism: Oppia nitens
Lineage: Eukaryota; Metazoa; Arthropoda; Arachnida; Sarcoptiformes; Oppiidae
Gene: Slh
Product: sec1 family domain-containing protein 1-like
Exons: 5
Coding region: 209-2134 (641 amino acids)
Biological process (GO): intracellular protein transport; endoplasmic reticulum to Golgi vesicle-mediated transport
Cellular component (GO): cytosol; Golgi membrane
Molecular function (GO): syntaxin binding
Source: RefSeq, a predicted model, not a curated record
AUGUGUCAUUUAUUUACAAAUAGUGAGUCACUGUUUGUUUGAUUACUUCCACGUUAUUAUUGAUUACUAUUUUGAUGUUAUUAUUGGUUAUUAUAAUCACUAUAUCGACACUCAAUUGAGUUGUCAUUUAAUUAAUUGAUUUUUUAUUUUAUUGUUUUCUUAAAUCAAAUUAAAUUAAAUCCAAACAAUCUGUGAAUAUAUUAGCAAAAUGUCGACAAACUUUACGGUACGGGAGAGACAAAAAAAUGCCAUGAGAUCCAUAUUGAGUCUCAACUCAAUGGUAACAAAGCAGACGUCAACGGAACCGGUUUGGAAGGUCUUUAUAUACGACCGGUGCGGACAAGACAUCGUUUCGCCGCUAUUUUCUGUAAAAGAGUUACGCGAAUCGGGAAUUACACUUCACAUGCAACUGCAUAGCGAUCGCGACCCGAUUCCCGAUGUUCCGGCCGUUUAUUUUUUGUUACCGACUGAUGAAAAUAUAAUGAGAAUAUGUCAAGACUUUCGGAACCAUUUGUAUGAUCACUAUUACCUUAACUUCAUUAGUCCCAUAUCUCGACAAAAAUUAGAAGAAUUAGCCUCAGCUGCACUUCAGGCCAAUUGUGCUAAUUGUGUGACAAAAGUUUACGACCAAUACUUGAAUUUUAUUUCUCUUGAAGAAGACAUGUUUGUAUUGAAACAACAGGACAAAGAUCUUGUCUCUUAUUAUGCAAUUAAUAGAAGUGAUGUAAAAGAUACUGAUAUGGAGUUUGUUAUCGACAAUAUAGUGGACAGUCUGUUUUCUGUAUUUGUAACUAUUGGUGUCGUUCCCAUUAUACGAUCACCAAAGGGAAAUGCAGCUGAAAUGGUGGCCGAAAAGUUGGACCGAAAGAUUAGAGAAAAUUUAAGAGAUUCACGAAAUAAUUUAUUUACCGGAGGAGAUCUGUUUGGCACUAAUGUUGCCCUCACUUUUCAAAGACCACUACUUGUUAUUCUUGACAGAAAUAUGGAUAUGACUACCCCUUUACAUCACACGUGGACCUACCAGGCUCUGGCACACGAUGUUUUAGACUUGAAGUUAAAUCAGGUUCGGAUUGACGAGUCGGCCGAUCCCAAUGCUAAACAACGCAAAUCUACAGUUAAAACAUAUGACCUCAACCCUAAUGAUAAAUUUUGGGAAACAAAUAAAGGAAAUCCAUUCCCACACGUGGCUGAAGCAGUUCAGGAAGAACUCGAAGCAUAUCGUUCUUCUGAAGAAGAAGUUAAACGAUUAAAAUCAGAGAUGGGUUUGGAUGGAAAUAUAGCCGAUGAAGCCAUUUCAUUAUUAUCAGACAAUACCGCUAAAUUGACAUCAGCUGUCAGUUCAUUGCCUGAACUCUUAGAAAAGAAACGAUUAAUUGAUUUACAUACAACUAUUGCGACCGCCAUAUUGGAUCACAUUAAAAGUCGAAAACUUGAUAUUUAUUUUGAAAUUGAAGAGAAAAUUAUGUCAAAAGCAGUAUUGGAUAAAUCGCCGCUUGAAUUGAUUAUUGAUCCAAAUGCUGGACACAGAUCUGACAAAAUGAGAUUAUUUCUUAUUCAAUAUCUGUGUGGUUUGGGUGCUGUCAGUGAAUCGGAGAUUAACCAGAUUUUAAGUGAACUAUCAGUGAUAGGMUGUGAUCUUAAUCCAUAUCAUUAUAUUAAACGAUGGAAAAAGUUUAGUAAACUUGCCUUAUCUGACAGUCAGUAUGUGUUUCAUACGGGCGGCGGUACCAAAACAGUCAGUAUGUUCUCAAAACUCAUGAGUCAGGGCUCACAGUUUGUAAUGGAAGGCGUAAAGAAUUUGGUGGUUAAAAAGCAUACCCUACCCAUUACCAGAAUAGUAGACGCAUUGAUGGAAAUGAAAUCAGUUCCAGAAGCCGAUGAUUACCGAUAUUUUGAUCCUAAAAUGUUGAAAACCGUCGACAAUAAUAACUCUCGAAAUAAGACACCUUUUCAUGACGCGAUUGUAUUUAUGGUCGGCGGAGGAAAUUAUAUUGAAUACCAAAAUCUCGUCGACUAUUGUAAAAAUAAAUCUAAAUCAGCGCCAAAACGUAUAAUCUAUGGGACGACUGAUCUAAUGAAUGCCAACCAAUUUCUGAGCCAACUGUCCAAAUUAGGCCAAGAAAUUAAUAAUUAG